This is a messenger RNA of Caenorhabditis elegans, 3201 nucleotides long. RefSeq names its product CAP-Gly domain-containing linker protein 1 homolog (gene clip-1). Lineage: Eukaryota; Metazoa; Nematoda; Chromadorea; Rhabditida; Rhabditidae. The record is from RefSeq and is marked reviewed.
GCGUCAAGACGUCCCAUACAAUGAAUAAGUCGCACUUGGGAACGGCGGACAAUCCUCAGGAAGUGGUCACAGCUCACGACAUCGGACGACUUGUUGAUGUUGUGAACGUCGGAAAGGGAUUUCUUCGAUAUGUUGGACCAAUUCAUGGGAAAGAUGGAAUGUUCUGUGGAAUUGAAUUGCUGGAACCAAAUGGAAAACACGAUGGAACUUUUCAAGGUGUUUCAUAUUUCAUCGCUACACCAUACCAUGGAAUCUUUGCCCCUAUAUUUCGUGUAACUUUGGAUGCAGAAGAACUUCCGAAACCUCCCCCGCCAAAUCCGUCAAACCGUCUCUCACGAUCUGCUCUUCCGGCUCUUCAAUUACGCAAUCCAUUGACUCAAGAGCGUAAACCGGAAGAAGACGUGAUGUCCACGUCGGUUUAUGUUUCAUCUUCCACUAAACCUAUCGCAAUUCCAACAAAACAAUGCCGUCCACCGGAGACCGAUCCAAUGCAAAUGUCCAUGUUUUCGGAUAUGAUGGACGGAUCUAUGUUUUCGAACGGGUCCUGGAGCGAUAUAGCAGAUUCAAUGAUUACUUCGAAUUGUACUUUUACCGUGAGGAAAGGGCUACCAAUAGAUGAUGACGGAGAUUUGAUGAGUGUCCCGAUGGUUCAAUCAGUUUUCAAUAUUGAUAGAGAAGCAUUACGGAGGGAAGAGCAAUUGCAAUCGUCUAUUGUGCUCGGCGAGUCGCGAAUCGGCGUCGAGCAUCUUCCGAUAAUAGAAGACGAGAAUGAACUCGAAACGCCACUCGUCGAGACGAGAACAAUGCCACUUCCAAAUGAUUUGAAUGCUAAUUUUUCGAAUAAGAACUCAACAACAACAUUUGUGGAACCAGAAACACCAAAAGUGGAGAUUCGAGAAAAUGGCAACUUGGACAACUCUAUCGAAACGCCGCCGCAACAAUCUCCGUCGGGCAGCUCAAUGGUAUCCCAUGAGAGUGAUUCCAGUUCCAAAAAGGAUGACACAAAAAGUGACAAGUCACCUACUAAAAAAUCACAAAAGAUGGAGGAAAAACCUGUUGUGAAGAAGAAAGAAGAGCCAGCAGCACCACCACCACCUCCGAAGUUUCCAGUCAAACAGAAGGCUCCGAGCAAGCAUCAGCUUAUGAUGGAGCAAUUGAAAGCAUCCAUUGAGGCGGAAAAAACGAAGCCAAAGAAGGAAAUCAAAAGUCGAGUUUCAUUGCUUCCGCCGCCAGCACCAAAAGCUCCACAAAAGGAGAAUAAAGAAGGUGGUGAAAUGACUGAAACUCCACGAAGAACAAUUACAAAAACUCCUUUAAAAACCGUGAAUGCCAAAGCCAAAACCUCUCCGACUCCACCAGUUGAAAGACAGAAGAAGGAAAGGAAGCCGUUGUAUGUGGCUCCGCCAGCAAAAGAAAGAGUUGAAAAAGAGAAGAAAAUUCCUUCGAAACCAGUGGUAUCCCCACCAACAACUGCGGAGAAAAAACCAGUGGUAUCUUCAAUUCCAUCAACAUCUUCUGCCUCAAAGGGACCAUUCCCAACUUCUUCAUUUGCCGGAGGAAAGCUUCAAGGUCCUCGGAAAACGUCAUCCUCUUCUACAACAACUUCAGCCAAAAAGCAAAAAAAUCCACCAAUAGACGAAAAAGAGAAACUAUCACGCCUCCAACACUCCACUCAUGCGUUCGAAGCCACUCUUAUUGUGAUGAACCGAAUAAAUGAGGAUAACGAGAGGAAAUUAGGGAAUAUUAGUGAGCAAUAUGAAAAGAAAGUCUCAGAACUUGGGGAUUUGAAGAAAAUGCUUGAUGAAGCAAGGAAGAAGUUUGAGGAAGACGUGGAGCAAAUGAAAAACAGUAAUCAACAAGUUAUCCGGAAUCAUGCCAAUGCGGUUGAGAGUCUACAGAAGACACAUGAAACUCAGAUUGCCGAGAAGAACAAGGAGUUUGAGCGGAAUUUCGAAGAAGAACGUGCGCGUCGUGAAGCGGAAGUUUGCGCAAUGAACAACCGACAUCAGAAGGUCGUAGCUUGCCUUGACGAGAAAAUAUCUGAAGCUGAAAAGCAGUGUGAACAACUGAAUGUCGAUAAGAAGGUCUUACAAGCAGCUCUUGCAAAUGAUUGUGAUCAUAGGAACCAGAUGCUUACGAAAGAAAUUUCAUCGCUUCAGACUGCGCUUGAAAUGAAAUCGGCUGAAAUGAAGGAGCUCCGACAGAAAAAUCAAAAUCUUUCACUUCAAGUCGACGAGAUUCCUCUCAAAGAGCUCGAAAUCAGCAAAUGGAAGCAUAAGUCUAAUGAGUACAAGCAAAUGCUGGAUCAGAAAAUUAAUGGAGAAAAAAUUCUCGUCCAACAAAUUGAAGAUCUGCGGAGAAAACAGAUUCAUGAUGAGGAGGAGAAGGAGGCGAUGAAAAGAAGUUUUGAUUUAAUGCAGUUUAAAUAUGAGAAUGGAGAUGAUCCGAAUGUUACAAGCGUCAUGUCAGCUCCAAUGGAAAGUCGAUUCAGCACACCAACCAAGGUACAAUUCCGAUCAAGAUCUUCCGCAUCUGGAAGUCGUCCAAUCUCUAUGGCAACAAGCAACGGUGGAGACCAGAGACUUUCCACAUCUUCACAUCACGACGAUAGUAUGAAUCGUUCAACGAUCUCGAUGUACACCAGCCAUAUUCGCCUGCCAGAAAAUCAUGCAGAUGACGUAAUUUAUGCUCCAGAUGAGAUCAUCUCGAGUAGGAGUGGAUCUAUAUCUCAACGACUUGCAAUUUCAAUUGAGAAUGAUGGCGAGCCAACGAUAAAGAGUGAAUCGUCGAGAAUUGGAAAUACGUCGGAUUCUGGAAUUGGUCUAGUCAUGUGAUUUUGUAGGCUCUCUGUUUUUUUUUAAUAUAUCAAUUAUUUCUCUAGUUUUCUUUGAAAUCUCGCAAAGUAAGUUCGUAACUCUAGGAAUCGUUGGUAUUUUUUUUAUCAAUACCUGUGUGUUCCUAGUAGUAUCUCUCUAUUUAGUACACAUGACUAUCGCUUAAAAUCCCGCUCUUUGUGGUCCGGUUGUGUCUCAGUUACGCCCCGCACUCCCUGUUUAUUACAAGAUAUUAUUGCAUUAAAUUGUCUCCCCUCGAUCUCUCAUGUCACCUGUAUGUCUGUACAACGACGAAUGUUUUUUCCAAUGUCUCUCAAUACAAUUUUUAAUAAAUUUUAUUUCACUCUUGACAAAACAAAAUGAAAAA